Molecule: messenger RNA, 2419 nt
Organism: Danaus plexippus (monarch butterfly)
Lineage: Eukaryota; Metazoa; Arthropoda; Insecta; Lepidoptera; Nymphalidae
Product: zinc finger protein OZF-like
Exons: 7
Coding region: 108-1748 (546 amino acids)
Biological process (GO): regulation of transcription by RNA polymerase II
Cellular component (GO): nucleus
Molecular function (GO): DNA-binding transcription factor activity, RNA polymerase II-specific; RNA polymerase II transcription regulatory region sequence-specific DNA binding; zinc ion binding
Source: RefSeq, a predicted model, not a curated record
AGUCAAAUGUUUCUUGACUUUGACAGGAAGCUCUUAUUAUUGAUAAUCCAUCAAUUGUUAUUCUGAUAAAAAUAAUCGAUAGAUAUUAGUAAAUAUUGAUAAACAAAAUGAACGGUAUUAAAGGUAAGGGACCUGUGUUCGACCCGGGUCUCUGCAGAUGUUGCGGUGCCAUUAAAAAGUGCCGACUUUUAAAUUACGAGUACGAAAGCUUUGGAAAUAAAGAAAUAUAUUCUGACAUGAUCAUGGAUUGUUACGGACUCGUCCUGUCUCAUUUAGACGGGAAGCAGACUGAGAGGCUGGUGUGUGCGUCUUGUGUCCACCGUCUAAGGGACGCUAUGGCAUUCAGACAGCAAGUGCUGAAAUGCGAAGAGGCAUUCCUCCAGGUCAAGAUAUACGACGAAAAAGAGAAUCACGCGGAAGAACAGAAAAUCGAGGUGGAAGUCAAGCUUGAACCGGAAGAGAUCAGCAACGAGACCGAGAUGCCCAAAGACGCGCUGGCAGACGAGUCGCAGACUGACAACGAAAUUAAACCGGACAUGGCAACAAAUGCACCAAACGAGGACAUUCCGCUACAGGAAAUAGUGACGGAGGAUGAAGACAACAAAUUAGAUAAGAUCAACGUAGAAGCUUUGCCUAAAAGAUUUAAAACCAUGAAGAGAUUGUCAGCGGAGAGAAGCAAAAUCCCAAUGUCGAAACUUCAGCAACGGAUGAGGGAGCGGGACCCCACGUAUAUAACCGAGACGAACAUACUCACAAUCGUUGAGUUUUCGUACGCUUGUCCAUUCAAAUGCCGCCACAACCACCUGCUGUGCUUCUACUGCGGUCAGAACUUCUCCGACCCGCAGCAGCUCAGGGACCACACCUCGCAGUUCCACCAUCCAAGGAAAUUCAAAAUAACGGACCACAAAAACAUGCUCAAGUUGGACCUCACCCGGAUAGACUGCAGGCUCUGCGGCCACAAGACGGACGACCUCGACGAUUUCAAGACCCACGUGACCGAUGUCCACAAAAAGAAAUAUUACUUCAACGUCAAAGAUCUGAUGCUGCCAUUCAAGUUGUCCAAGGACGAGUUCAAGUGCGCGCUCUGUGACGUCAUCUUCCCCUACUUCCACGCUCUCAACAAGCACAUGAACGAGCACUUCAGCAACUACGUGUGCGAAACCUGCGGGCUCGGGUUUGUGGACCGCGGCAGGUUCCUGAUGCAUCAGCAGCGGCACGAAGAGGGCGACUUCCCGUGCGAAGUCUGCGGGAAGGUUUUCAAAGCCCAGUACAAUAAAGAACUGCAUAUUGAUCGAGUUCACAAAAAGAAAGGUCGUGUGUAUUGCCCGAAAUGCGACGUGAGGUUAAUGAACUACCCACAAAAACUGAAACACCUGGUCGAAGUCCACGGCGAGGAGCCCCUGUCCUUCAGCUGUAACAUGUGCGACAAAGUCUGCGAGACGCGAAGAAAACUGACAAUACACAGACGGAAAGAACAUUUGAAAGAUUACAGAUACGAAUGCCAGUGUUGCGGGCAGAAAUUUUUCACACGCUUCGCCCUGACCAACCACAUGCCGACACACACAGGCGAGAGGAACUUUAAGUGCAAGGUCUGCGAGAAGACCUACCCUCGCCUGAAAACAUUGAAAGACCACCUCCGCAUCCACACCAACGACAGGAGGUACAGGUGCCACAUAUGCGGACAGGCCUUCAUACAGAACUGCAGCCUCAAAGGGCACAUGAAGAGCCAGCAUCCCGAAUAUAGCUAGUUUUUAUUUACGACCAGGUUAUUUUUAGGUCAUAAGCGCUGGAGUUAUUUGCAAUAAAGUUAUCUUUGUUGGGUGAAUUACAGCGCUGUCUAUGUGCUAUUUUUUGUUAUCUCUAUUGACUGCAUCUGAACGCAGCUAGUUGUUAUCGGUGGCGAGAUUUUUUCUUGCUCAUACAGUUUAAGGCAUCCGAUGAGUUAUUUGUACAGGUUAUUUUGUUAACUUAAUUUUCUAUAUUGAUAUUAAAUUUAGAUCCACACUGACUGCAGACUAUAUAUUGGCUCGGAGCUAUUUUUACACAUGCAUCGUACUGAUCUCAUCGAGUUAGAGGACUAAGAUAUAUAUAUAAAAUAUCUUUACCCUCAAUAUUCAAAUAAUAUCGGUUCUCACUCACCUUGUCAAUAGAAAAUGCACCAAAACUGAGAGUUCGUAAAGAAAGUACACACGGACAGCUCCGAGGUGCGCCAUUCACCUUGAGGUACUAUCAUUAAGGGACUGAACGUUGCCCGCACACGGAACCUAACAGAGUCCCAUUUAACCUGCCCACUGCUGUGCAAUAUCAAUGCUUUAUAAUUUGUAUUUAAAAAAAUUCCUUAAUUCUUAUCUAUUACAGAGACAUACUUCAGCCUGUAGAUUUAUAUUUUAAAUGUAAUAAAAAAAUUCUUACAGAUCAA